Messenger RNA from Impatiens glandulifera, 2502 nucleotides. RefSeq names its product neurofilament heavy polypeptide-like. Lineage: Eukaryota; Viridiplantae; Streptophyta; Magnoliopsida; Ericales; Balsaminaceae. Bases 1 to 2502 code for a protein of 833 amino acids. The transcript has 2 exons. The record is from RefSeq and is a predicted model, not a curated record.
AUGGGGCGCGACUCGGUCUUGUUCAAACACUUGACUCAAGUGGAUUUCGAGGAAAUCCGACACAGAGGUACGUCUGCGGCAAAAGAGGUUAUUGACCGGGUAGCCGAAGCCGGUCUGGAGUAUUUUCUCGGCGGUCCUCAUGUUUUAUAUAAAGAUGCGGUUAAGGAAUUUUUCAACACCGCAACCAUCUCUGACGAUAAGAUCACCGCAACUGUAUACGGUACUGAAUUGGAGCUAACUGAAGAAUCGGUGGCAGAAAGCCUGCGCCUUCCAACAGCCGGCCAAGAUGCAACGGCGGACAUAGAGAUCAAAACAUUUGAGGCAGCCUGCCAGAUACUCUCGGCGACUAAGGAGCCGAUAAAAGUAUCAGGUAGCAAAUCGACGUUGAAACCGGAGUAUAUACCGAUUUGUGAUAUCUUCGCAAAGGCGGUUCAAGCGAGAGGAGGAAACUACAGUAGCCUAACCAAAGACAAAAUUAGGAUGUUAGUCGGCCUGAUAGAAGGCACAAAGGUGAACUGGGCGAAGGAGGGAUACGCUGUCCCUCUAGGUAAAAUCUUCCUUCACCGUAACCUCAAAAUCGGACCUGGCGUCACCAUUCCCUCUAGAAGCCUCAUCAGAGCCAAACAAUUCCUUGAAAGGAAGAAACCGGCCCCCGGUUCCACAGGUGGCCGAAAGAAGACAUCCAGCAAGAAAUCGGCCGCGGCGAAAGAAAAGGCCGAGAGCAAAGGGAAAGAGAAAAUAAUUUUCUCGGAACCGCCACAGCCAACAGAGGAGGAAGAGUCGGCUUCCACUUCUGAAAGAACCGAAUCAGAAAAGACCGAUGACGAAAGACAUGAAGAGCAUUCGGGCCAAAGUCCCGACAACAACAGUACGGGUGCAAAUCCUGAGACCACCGAGGGUGGUGAAGAGGGUGGUGAAGAAGGUGGCGAAGAAGGUGGCGAAGAAGGCGGUAAAGAAGGCGGUGAUAAAAGCGGUGAAGAAAAGGAGGAGGAGGAUGAAUCGGCAAAGGCUGACAGAAUAGCGCUCAAAACCCUAAGAGUCAUUGAACAGCGUGCCGGUAAGAUUGACGAGAUAUACUGGGAAUGGCACGAGCGCCGGUUCGGCAAACGGUAUAGGCACAUCCUACCGGGCUACACCGACGAAGAAUGCUUCCAAAGAAUGAAGGAAGUGGAGGACGUGGUCAUGGAUCUCACAAAAUCUGAUACCAUUGAAGAGGCCCUAAACCGAACCUACCUCUUAAGACCGCGAGCACAGCUACGGAAGCUAACCAUACGGAUCCGGAAGAUUACGGCAAGGUUCGAAGAGGUAACAUCAGAGGACACCUUAACACCGUUGGUGUUGGAAAGGCUUGAAAAAGCAAGAAGAGAACUCAUUCAAGAAAUUGACUGGCUGGAGGCGAUGUACGGACAAAGGGAAAUACCGCAAUAUACAGCUCCACGGAUCGAUAGGAGUCCAGCUCACAGUCCAACACCUUCAAGGGCGACUUCGGCAACAGAUGAAUCCGAUGAAAAGACGGACCCUCCUCUCACCGGGCAAUCUCCUCAUAAACAACCGGAAGUCUCCGAACCAGGUGUCACAAAAGAAUGGGUUGAGAGCCGCUUUCAAGAGUUUGAAGACUCCGCGGUUCACCCACUGAAGGAGAAAUUCAAGAGAACCGUUAGCUCGGCACUCCGGUUCGCCAACACUACAAGGCAACUUCUAAUAAGAAUAGAGGAACGGUUCUCAGAAAUCGAUGAUGAUCAACAGGAAGAAGCGGUUCUGUGCAGCAAACACCUUAAGCGAACCGUAAUUUUGGAGGAUACGACCUCCGAGAUAAAAGAGAACUUUGCCCGGCUUGAAAGAGAGACCGAUGAACGACUGACAGAAGUUGCUAAGGAUCUGGUCGGUACAACACUUGAUAGGGUCUCCGAUCUUGAGAAGAAGAAUGAGGGUCUCGAGGUCGAGCUCAAGGCGCUCACCGCACAAGUUGCCGAACUACUCAAUGCUAAGAUAAAUGCGGAUGCCGCGGCUGUAGAGGCUGAUGCCCGAGCGGCUAAGAAGGUCCAGGAUGCGCUGGACGACGAAGCAAGAAAAGAGAAGGAGACACCGCAACAUACCGAAGAGGAGGAAGCCGAGCGAAUUCGAAGGGCAAAGGCUAAGUUUCCAGGAUUUGCAAAGAAGGCAGCCGCUCAAGCUGCGAAGGAUGAUGCGCGGUUAGAAAGGGAAAGUCAGAGGCUAGAAAGCUUUGCGGCCGAUAACAAAAAGAAAAAGGCGGCCUCUUCCUCUUCGAUACCGGCGAAGCGGAAAAGAAAAUCGUCUAAGAAGGACCUAGUAACCGAGCUGCUGAACGAGGUCACUGAAACGGUCAUUCAGAAUCAACCAGACCCGGCUACCCACAACGAAGAUGAAGUUGAAGAGCACCUGCAGCCCCGGUCUACAAGACCGCGAGUCUCCGAAUCGGCCAGUCGACCGCAACCAGCGAAGAAAAAGCGGAACAUAUAUGACUUCUCGGACUCGGAAUAG